Kwoniella botswanensis is the source of this 624-nucleotide messenger RNA. RefSeq lists its product as uncharacterized. Lineage: Eukaryota; Fungi; Basidiomycota; Tremellomycetes; Tremellales; Cryptococcaceae. Bases 1 to 624 code for a protein of 207 amino acids. The record is from RefSeq and is a predicted model, not a curated record. The transcript is spliced from 4 exons.
AUGGCGACCACGAAGGAAAGCCAAACCCAGGCUCAGGUAGCCAUUGGCAGUUGUGCUCUACCCUCCGACCCAGAUGCCAUGGAAGUCUUGCCGGCUCUCCCUGAACCGCGAGAUAAAUGGGACAAGAUCCACCGAAGCUCUUUAUUUCAGAUCUGCGUGGUUUCAGCUCUGGCUUUCUGUGGGUCAGCUAUGGCGGACGCUAUCAGUGGGCUCGGUGGUGGAGGACAAGCAAGUCCCUAUACGGUUAGUGCCGCUCAAGCCGCGUCAUACUCGGCAACCGCUUUGAUCGCACUCUUUGGUGGACCCCUAGCUUCUCGAAUGGGUCUCCGACUCAUGCUCAUUAUCGCCGCAUCAACUUUUGCCAUCAACGGCUCAGCAUACCUCUGCCUUUGCUCACACAACAGAUCUGUGCUUAUCUCUGUCAGUCUUUCCAACGUCAAGGCCAAAUGGGUACCCCUGGGACUCAACUUCGCCCUUUGUGUUCUAUGCAUCCUCCCAACAUUGCUAAUUGUUUGUCAAGUGCCUGAAUAUCGACAAGACGCAAAGAAUAAACCCAGCGAAAUUACUUUUAACGGAAAGGAUGACGAGGAGCAAGGGAUGGACGAUAUAUCUAAAAAGGUUUGA